AUGCAGGCAGCGGUGCAGGAGGCGCUCGGAAGCACGGCCGAAGUCAGAAGCCUUACUGAAACGGCGAUCAUUGAGGUAAAGGACAUAGACGAGGUGUCCACUCAAGAGGAAGUGCUGGCGGAGCUAACGGAGCAGGCAGGGGUAGCCAUAAAUGAGGCCCAGACCCUGACGCUGAAAGUCUCGCCGACAGUAGCAGCGACGCUUAUAGGGAAAGGAAGAAUCCGCCUGGGAUGGGGGUAUUGCCGGAUACGGCCCAAAACCACGCCUAGAAGAUGCUUUAAGUGCAUGGAGUUUGGGCACAUCGCGACGAACUGCAAAAGUGCCCAAGACUUCUCAAAGUGCUGCUACAAUUGCUCAGAAACAGACCACCAGGCUAAAGACUGCAAAGCCCAGCCGACCUGCAUUCUCUGCAAGCGGCACCGGGCGAGGGACACGAAGCACCAAACGACGAGUUCGAGGUGCCCGCAGUACCAAAAGGCGAUCCAGCAAAUGAGGGAUAGAUGA
Molecule: messenger RNA, 504 nt
Organism: Drosophila obscura
Lineage: Eukaryota; Metazoa; Arthropoda; Insecta; Diptera; Drosophilidae
Exons: 1
Coding region: 1-504 (167 amino acids)
Molecular function (GO): zinc ion binding; nucleic acid binding
Source: RefSeq, a predicted model, not a curated record